This is a messenger RNA of Conger conger (European conger), 3090 nucleotides long. It is a transcript of the gene wrap53, whose product is annotated as WD repeat containing, antisense to TP53. The record is from RefSeq and is a predicted model, not a curated record. Gene Ontology annotation, cellular component: Cajal body. NCBI's taxonomy places the organism in Eukaryota, Metazoa, Chordata, Actinopteri, Anguilliformes, Congridae. The transcript is spliced from 12 exons. Gene Ontology annotation, molecular function: protein binding; RNA binding. The coding region runs from base 451 to 2115 and encodes 554 amino acids. Gene Ontology annotation, biological process: Cajal body organization.
GAUCGUCAUGGCGCCGUACAUUGAGAGCGAAUGUGCAGCGUGAGCGUCUACGUUUGAUCCAACAGGUUGUUUUGUUCCCGGAGCUCCUUUUGAGGCAUGUUAUCCGUGUUCUUGGGAAGAGCAAGUGCUACAUUUUUAUUGUAGUGACGAGCAACGACAAGAAGCAAGAUAAUCGUUUCAGGAAGGAUAUACAGUGUUUACCAACCAAGCAGUUGCGUUUAAGCUGUGAUGUCCUCGUCCUCCUCUAGACUCCGCCAGCCACCCCGCAGGAAGAAGCACUACCCGAGCAGCACCUUUCAUACAGCCGUCUGACAGCGCGAGGUGGAGAGCGCAAUAAGGAGCAGUCGGCUUUGACGCAAUAAGGGAACCACCGGCGCGCUUGAAUCUGAAGGAUUGCACCACUUAUUGGGCAAAAGAUAAACAACAGUUAGCCAGGUUGGGUUGGGCAUCAUGUCAGCCGUAGCAGGUGCAGGUGACUCUGGAAGUGUUACAGGGGCAGGACAGGAGGCAGAGGGGGACGGCGAGCCACCCCAGCCUCCCUCUGUACCCCAGGGUCCGGAGCCUGAGGAAGAGGAAGUAGAGGAAGAGUUGCCCCCGGCUGCCAAACAACCGCGCCUGGAAGAGGCAGUGGAAGUGGCUUUGGCCUGCAAUUCCCAACUGCCCGCUGAGCCUGGGGACGGGGAAGAUGGCGGCUGUGACCACUCUCUACAGCUGCAGGACACCGCUGUGGAGGAAGCAUCGGUGCCGACCCCGGAGCUGGGAGAGGGAGAGGGAGUGGGAGAGAGAGAGGAAGACAGGCCACAUAACGGACAGCAGACCCCCACAAUGAUGGAGGGAAGAGAGGAGGAGGAGGGAAGAGAGGAGGAGGAGCGAGAUGAAAUCCAGGAUUCAGAGUUGAGCCCGCAGGAAGGCCAGAACCUGGGUCUGGAUUUAAACCGAGCCCCCCAGAUGCUGACUGGUGCCUGGGCUGAGUACACUAGCUCUCCAGAGAACUACCUCAAGGGAUGCAAGUGGGCUCCUGAUGGAUCUUGUAUCCUGUCCAACAGCGCUGACAACGUGCUCCGUGUUUACAACCUCCCGCCGGAGCUCUACAGCAACGACUGGGAGCUGCUGACUGAGAUGACUCCAGUGCUGAGGAUGGCAGAGGGGGACACCAUCUAUGACUACUGCUGGUAUCCCAAGAUGAGCUCCCUCGACCCCACUACCUGUUUCAUUGCCAGCAGCAGUCGUGACAACCCAGUGCACAUUUGGGACGCCUUCUACGGUGACCUUCGAGCGACCUUUCGACCCUACAACCACCUGGACGAGCUGACUGCGGCUCACUCUCUGUGUUUCUCUCCGGACGGCUCCCAGCUGUACUGCGGCUUUGAUAAGAUGGUGCGGGUCUUCUACACCGACCGCCCCGGGCGUGACUGCGAGGAGAGACCCACCACGGUGAAGAAGCAGGGGCAGGGUGGCAUCAUCUCCUGCGUGGCGUUCAGCCCGUCCCAGUCCCUGUACGCCUGCGGCUCGUACUCCCGUACGGCGGGGCUCUACUCCUGCCGGGACGGGGACCUCCUGGCCCUGCUGCCCUCCCGACCCCACGGGGGCGUCACGCACCUGCGCUUCUCCCCGGACGGGACCCGCCUCUACACCGGGGGCCGCAAGGAUCAAGAGAUCCUGUGCUGGGAUCUGCGGGAUCCGGGGCACAUUCUUUUCUCCCUGAACAGGAAUGUCAGCACCAACCAGAGGAUCUACUUUGACCUGGACCCGUCAGGACAGUACCUGCUCAGUGGAAACACCGAGGGGGUAGUGUCCGUUUGGGACACCUCUGUUGCCCCUAGUGGCAGUGAAGCCGUACUGCAACCCCAGCUUCAGUUCCAGGCCCACACAGACUGCACCAAUGGCAUCAGUGUGCACCCCUACAUGCCCCUGUUAGCCUCCUCCAGUGGGCAGAGGCAGUUCUGCUGGCCGGAGGGCAGCGGGCAGGACUCUGACUCUGACUCAGACAGCGAAGCCGUGAUGGCGCCCCAGCGAGGUCGUCACGACAACGCCCUCGCCAUCUGGUGGGCGGGGCCUCUCGGCUCGGCCAAUGAGGGGGGGCAGGAGGUGGAGCUGCCGGCGUCGGAGGUCUAACCGAUGCCCCCCCCCCCCCCCCCAUCGCCCCCGCACUGAACGAAAUAACCGACUCAACUGCCAAACUGCUGGAGUACCCGACUGUUCAGGGCGUGCCGCGGUGGUGUCCAGAGAGUGUACGCCUUAACGAGGAGGCACAAAUUUGGAGGGGAAAAUAAUGUCUGUCCCAGUCUAACCAAAAAUGCUCAGGUCCAGAGACGAGUUCGGUUCUGGAAUGUAUGUCUUCACUGGGGUUUUCUUUCAUGCAAGUGCUUAUCUCUUUACGGAAAUAUUCAGACCCAAUGCCCCAAAAAUGGACAAGUUUCAAGAAGAGUGCCAUUCAAAAAUCGGGUCAUUUGUUCGUAAAAAUGAAACGGUGAAUUUUUUACAUUUCUGUGUGCCAACAUUGUGUUGUAUACCGUGAUCAACAUAUUUUUGUAAGUCCGUGAUAAAGGUUUUUGAACAUGCUCUGUGCAUUUUCUGCGUAUAUGUGCAGGAUUUUAGUGUGUUUGGACUUUUCCCUGCAACCCUGUGUGCACACCAGUGUGAACGUGUGUCUGCACGUGUGUCUAUAUAUAGUGCAUAUGUGUUUGUGUGGCUGGGUCUGUGAGUGUUAAAGCGUGUGUGUGUGUGUGUGUGUGUGUGGCUGGGUCUGUGAGUGUUAAAGCGUGUGUGUGUGUGUGUGUGAGUCUGUGAGUGUUAAAGCGUGUGUGUGCCUGUGGCUGGGUCUGUGAGUGUUAAAGUGUGUGUGUGUGUGUGUGUGUGUGUGUGUGUGUGCCUGUGGCUGGGUCUGUGAGUGUUAAAGUGUGUGUGUGUGUGUGUGUGUGGGGCUGGGUCUGUGAGUGUUAAAGCGUGUGUGAGUGUGAAUGUUAAAGUGUGUGAGUGUAUUGUGUAUGGCUGAUCGUCGUCGUCUUGUUUAGAUGCAGGAGGUGACGGUGAUUAUGAAACCGCUUUUGAAAUGUUAAGUGCUCUGGCUUUUCCGGAAGCUUCAUGAUG